Chilo suppressalis (striped riceborer) is the source of this 534-nucleotide messenger RNA. The record is from the annotation of a GenBank genome assembly. NCBI's taxonomy places the organism in Eukaryota, Metazoa, Arthropoda, Insecta, Lepidoptera, Crambidae.
AUGAGUGAGAACCAGAAUGUUAAUAUGGUUGACUCAGAGAUGUCAGUUUGUCUCUCUGAGGAUGAUAAAACACCGCCUAAUUUCAUUACGCGGCGUGUACAAAAGACAACACAUCAAUCGGACAGUUCACAAUACGAUCAGUUAAUGAAAAAACAUAAAGAAGAAAUACGUAUUAAGUUGAAUAAGUUUGAGGAACUGCAGGUGUCAUCGCGGAAGUCAACAUUCGAGAUAAAAAAUGUACCUAGAAAGGAAAAAGAAUCUAAAAAAGAUUUGAUUGACAUGGUUAUAAAUCUGUCGGAAGUUGGGGACUGUACAAUUUUUAGAAGUUAUAUAAACGACAUAUACAUGGUGCGUACAAAGAAGCCAGAGCAGAAAAAUACCCCAAUCAUAGUGAACACCAACUCUGCUUUGUUGAAAAAUGACCUACAGAAAAAAGCGAAGUCUUUUAACAUCAAGAAUAAAACUAAACUGUUCGCUAAGCAUUUUGGCCUAAAAUCAAAUGAGGACACGCCAAUAUUCUUUCUGAACACCUGA